AUGGAGUGCGGCGUCAGGCAGGGCGGACUGACCUCUCCUUUGUUAUUCAACCUGUACAUAAAUGAGCUGAUCGGUGAGCUCAGCAGCACUCAUACCGGUUGUUAUAUCGACAACGUAUGUGUCAAUAAUAUUAGUUACGCGGACGAUAUGGUGCUGCUGGGACCAACGGUGGGUGCUAUUCGCAGGUUGCUGAAUAUUUGUGCAUCGUAUGCGCGGGAGCAUGGACUGACAUAUAACGCUAAAAAAAGCAAAAUUCUUGUUUUCAAGGGUAAAUCUGGUGUAUACGUGCCAGUCUGUGUUCCUCCGAUUACAUUAUACGAUGUAGAGCUGCAGCGGGUAAACAGUUUUAGGUAUCUAGGGCACAUUGUGACCGAUAGUUUGACCGACGACGAGGAUCUGGAACGUGAGCGUAGGACUCUGGCGGUCCGGGGGAAUAUGAUAGCCCGUAGAUUCGCUCGAUGCUCCGUGCCAGUAAAAAUAACUUUGUUUAAGGCAUAUUGCCAAUCGUUGUACGCGAGCAGUCUAUGGGUGAGUUAUACCCGUCGGGCCGCCAGAGUCCUGCGUGUUCAAUAUAACAACAUCUUUAGGAUGCUACUGCGGCUGCCUCCACAUUGCUCUGCGUCGCUUAUGUUUGCCGAAGCCCAUACGGAUGGAUACGAUGCACUAAUUCGUAAAAAGGUUGGGUCAUUAUUAAGACGGUUGAGAGACAGCAGCAAUGGCAUCCUCAGGAUGAUUGCUUCACGCACGGAUUGUCCGAUCCAACAUAGGUUGAUGUGCGUAGUAAUAGGAAAAGGGUAA
Messenger RNA from Melitaea cinxia (Glanville fritillary), 798 nucleotides. RefSeq lists its product as uncharacterized. Bases 1 to 798 code for a protein of 265 amino acids. The transcript has a single exon. Lineage: Eukaryota; Metazoa; Arthropoda; Insecta; Lepidoptera; Nymphalidae. The record is from RefSeq and is a predicted model, not a curated record.